This is a messenger RNA of Camelina sativa (false flax), 462 nucleotides long. Lineage: Eukaryota; Viridiplantae; Streptophyta; Magnoliopsida; Brassicales; Brassicaceae. The record is from RefSeq and is a predicted model, not a curated record.
AUGAGCGACUCAUCGAGUUCAUACCAUUCAGCACAUCGACUUUCUCCUCCAGAAGUUCUGACAAGCUGCAGGUGCUGGUGUGGUCAAGAGACCAUCACAUUCACAUCAAAGACAAAAGAAAACCCAUACCGUAGAUUCUAUAGAUGCUCGAUUGCAUUGAAGAGACCGAAUGAGGAGCAUUUAUUCAAAUGGGUUGAUGAAGCAUUGGUAGAAGAAAUUCAGAUGGUCAAUAGGAAGCUUAAGAGAAUUGAAGAGGAUGUGAGUGACUUGAGGAUAAAUGUGAUUCAGAAUUUGGAUCUCCAAAAGGAAAUGUUGAAGAAGCUUGAGGGAAAUAUGGUUAAGAAGCUUGAGGAAAAUAUGGUUAAGAAGAUUGAAGAUAAGAUGGCUAGUUCAGCUUUGAAGACAAUUGGUAUUGUUGCUGUAAUAGGAGGUGCACUUGUAUUGCUAUGGGGAAGAAUCUAG